AAUAUUAAGAUAAACAGGCUAAGCGAUAAACUUGAUUUUAAGAAACUUAGACCUUAUAAAAUUACAAAGAAAAUUAGACCUGUUAAUUAUAAAAUAGAUCUUCUACUUACCCUAAGGAAACGAGGAAAAACUAUAUAUUUAAAUUUCUAUAUUUUACUAUUAGAAAAAGCAUUAGUAGAUAAAGAAAUAGGCAAAGUUAUACGGGAUAAAAUUGUUAUUUAA
Molecule: messenger RNA, 222 nt
Organism: Trichoderma harzianum CBS 226.95
Lineage: Eukaryota; Fungi; Ascomycota; Sordariomycetes; Hypocreales; Hypocreaceae
Exons: 1
Source: RefSeq, a predicted model, not a curated record